GUGUUUCCAGAGCGUGUGGUGCAGCAGUCGGCUGUCUUGAUCUCGAGAAUCAACAUUGGGCUGAGAGCUGCGAACAUCAGUGUGCAGUCAGCAGCGUUCCAAGCGCCACAGACCAUCACCAGAGAAAGGCUGCAAGAGAUCAAGUGUGGAGGAGAUGGCGAUGGUGGAGGCGGUUGUUACGGCGGCGGCGGCGGGUAUGGUGGCGACGACGGUGGCUUUGAUGGUGACGACGGUGGCUUCGGUGGUGACGACGGUGGCUUCGAUGGUGACGACGGUGGCUUCGGUGGUGACGACGGCGACGCUGGUGACGACAACGGAGAUCAAGACGGUGGUGACGGCAAUGGUGACGACAGUGGCAACCAG
Symbiodinium necroappetens is the source of this 363-nucleotide messenger RNA. NCBI's taxonomy places the organism in Eukaryota, Dinophyceae, Suessiales, Symbiodiniaceae. The record is from the annotation of a GenBank genome assembly.